Molecule: messenger RNA, 1813 nt
Organism: Nematolebias whitei (Rio pearlfish)
Lineage: Eukaryota; Metazoa; Chordata; Actinopteri; Cyprinodontiformes; Rivulidae
Gene: adad1
Product: adenosine deaminase domain containing 1 (testis-specific)
Exons: 13
Coding region: 134-1813 (559 amino acids)
Biological process (GO): adenosine to inosine editing; RNA processing
Cellular component (GO): cytoplasm; nucleolus
Molecular function (GO): double-stranded RNA adenosine deaminase activity; tRNA-specific adenosine deaminase activity; double-stranded RNA binding
Source: RefSeq, a predicted model, not a curated record
CAGAGGUUUCAGACUUGAACGUUAACGUUGGACUUGGUGUUGUUCUUCUGAAGACCGCGCUUUGCUUCGGGUGGCAAAUUGAGCAUUUGAGUCUUUUUGUCGAACGAGAACAGAACUCGUGAAAGCUUGCAGGAUGCUUCCGGUUGGUGGGUCGUUUCGAGGUUCUAGAGGAGCCAGUUAUGCACAAAUGCUUAUAAAAAACACACUUUCGACUUCAGAACUGAAGCAGUCAUACAGACAACCAUCUACCAUGAAUGAUGCCGACAGUCACGGUGUUGACAAACAAGUGAACAGGUCAAGGAAACCUGGUGCCAAGCCAGAAACCUCUCACAAGAAACUGAUAGAACGGUAUAAGAAAGGUGAAACAAACGCAAUAUCUCUGAUCCAUCAGCUUGCCCAGGUUUUCCAGUUCCACCUCGAGUUUAAAGAAACUGUGACCACAGAGAAUUUACCGGGGUCUCAUUUUGCUUUUUGUGUUGUGAUUGAUGAUAUUGAGUACAAAACUGGCAUCGGGUUAACCAAGAAAGAAGCUCGUCUCAGCGCAGCAAAGCUCGCUCUGGAGGAUUUUUUGCCCACCAUGGAAAGUCAGAAGUCUGUUUUCCCAGAAGCAACCGAUGUCGCUCCACCUUUGCCAGUAAAAGAACAACCCUCGCUAUGUGGCAGUCACCCUUCCAGAGUUCUCUACGAAAGAAAGAACUCGGCCAACCUUCAGAUUCCACACGCUGUCAGGGAUCAGCUCACUAAACUGAUGGACGGACACCCACAGUUCUCCAGCUGUGCAAGUACAACAGCAGCAUUUAUUAUGCAAACGUCCAGUGGAUGUGAAGUGGUUGCUCUUGGCACUGGGAACUUCAACGCUAAAGAGUGCGGCGACUCAAACGGACGGACUGUGCAUGAUUCACAUGCCGUUGUCACCGCUCGGAGGUCUCUAAUGAGGUUUCUGUACCGUCACCUGCUGCUGUUUUUCAGCAAGAAUGCCAACCUGAAUGAGAAAUCAGUCUUCCAGCACAACAGCAGCAGCAGCCUCCUCAGUCUGAAAAGUGGCGUUACUCUUUACCUCUACGUGAAUCAACUGCCGAAGGGUGCAUCUCAGAUCCCUUCAAAGUUGCGUCUGAACCCUCUCUCCAUUUCAGCAUGGCAAGUCAAGAAUGAAAUCAGUCUACACCUGUCAGUUGAGGGCAAGGUUUUUUCAGUUUUCUGUUCAGGCCUCGGUCACUCUGCUAGCAGCAUGGUCAGCAUGUCCUCCACAGACAAAAUCACUCAAUGGCAGGUGCUGGGAUACCAAGGAGCUUUGCUCAGCCACUUCAUCGAGCCUGUCUAUGUCCAAAGCAUCCUUGUAGGUGACUCUUGCUGUCAUGAAGUCCGUGGUAUGGAGAUCUCUGUGAACCAGCGCGUGGAAGGAAUCACUUCUCAGCUGCCCAUGUUUUACUGCAUGAUGCGCCCACAUAUCAGCCUGGUGCCGUCUGUGGCCACCGACAGCUCGGAGCCAACCUUUGGGAUCAACUGGAGUGAAGGAGACAGCUCUGUGGAAGUUGUUGAUGGUCUCGAGGGCAAAACCAUAGAAGACUCUCCGUUCAAGAGUGGCUCUGCUCUGGCAAGCCGUCUGUGCAAAGCAGCGAUGCUGCACCGCUUCAGGUUGGUGGCCAAAGAAGCCCAGAGGGAGGACCUACUCAUCACAGACUCGUACAGAGAAGCAAAGAAGAUGGCGAAGACGUACCAGGAGGCGAAGAACGUGCUGCGUGCAUACCUGUGUCAGCAGGGUUUUGGUUCAUGGCUGGAAAAGGUUUCUCUUAGUGAAAACUUCAGUAUGUAA